GCGGAGGCAGGCAGUGGAGUAGGGAUGGCAAGCUGAGGAGCCUCCACGCCGAAAGGCACUGGAGAAGGGGCUCCCCUUUUUGUUUUGGUCUGCGAGCCGGAGCAGAUUAUUUCCCAUUUUUUUUGGCUGUUGUUGUUGUCGGGUGUGAAAGCCGCCCAUCUGCUGCAGUCUGGGGUUUCCCGCCCUCUUUAAUUCGAUUUAAUGCAAUAAUAUAUUUUUUCCCCCGCUUUCCGAGGUUGCUUUUUUCUUUUUCUUUCUUCCAAAAUUAUUAAGUGUAAGAAGCCGCUCUGGCGGACGGCCUCUUUGGCAAUCGGCUUUGCAGCUGUCCAUUGAAGAGUUGGCUGCGGGGGGAGGCGGCGGCGGCGGCGGAUCUCUCUCUGGUGCAUCCGAUGCAUUUCUAAGCAGCUCGCCCGCGAGCUCCCCCGCCUCGAUCCGACUUGUUGUGUGGGCAUGAGCCGUCAUGGAGAGCGAUGGGCUUGGUUGCUCGCCUCGUGUGGGGGGGAUAGAGACGUGUUGAUUUCAUUAUUAUCGUUUUUUCCCCCCUGCCUUCCCUCCCCGUUUGGGAGGCUUUUCUCGGGGUCGCGUUGCUAGGAGCGGCGUGUAAGCAAUAGCCGCCAGUCACCUCGGGGGUUUCCAGCAGCCAGCUAGAGGAGGGGGCUUCGUCUUCCCCCACCCACCCCAGAUCUUAUUUUAUUGUGUUCUUCUACAAUCGCUUCCUUCCCCGCCCCGCUGAAGGGUAGAAAUUGGAGUCGGGCUUUUUUGUUGUCGUGUCUCCGUGCGAGUAAGGUCGGUGGGGGAAACCCGCAGCAAUUUCUUCGCUGCCAGCUCGGAUCGAGAGGGGAGAAAGAUGGAGGCGGUGAUCGAGAAGGAAUGUAGCGCUCUCGGAGGACUCUUCCAAACCACCAUCGGCGACAUGAAGGGAAGUUAUCCGAUUUGGGAAGACUUCAUCAACAAAGCGGGGAAGCUACAGUCUCAGCUUAGGACGACCGUAGUAGCAGCUGCUGCCUUCUUGGAUGCAUUCCAGAAAGUGGCUGACAUGGCGACCAACACCCGUGGUGCUACUCGAGAAAUUGGCUCCGCCCUGACCAGAAUGUGCAUGCGGCAUCGGAGCAUCGAGUCCAAACUCAGGCAGUUUUCAAGUGCUUUAAUCGACUGCCUGAUAAACCCACUUCAAGAGCAGAUGGAAGAGUGGAAGAAAGCAGUUAAUCAACUGGAUAAAGACCAUGCAAAAGAGUACAAAAAAGCCCGCCAGGAGAUAAAAAAGAAAUCCUCAGACACCCUGAAACUACAAAAGAAAGCAAAGAAAGCUGAGGCACUGGGAAGAGGAGACAUCCAGCCUCAACUGGACAGCGCGUUACAAGAUGUGAAUGACAAGUACCUCCUCCUUGAAGAAACAGAGAAACAGGCUGUUAGGAAGGCCCUAAUUGAAGAACGCGGCCGGUUCUGUUCGUUCAUUUCUAUGCUGCGGCCUGUCAUUGAAGAAGAAAUAUCAAUGCUGGGAGAAAUAACCCAUCUACAGACCAUAUCAGAAGAUCUGAAAAGCCUCACCAUGGACCCUCACAAACUUCCACCAUCGAGCGAGCAGGUAAUUCUAGAUUUGAAAGGUUCUGAUUAUGGUUGGUCCUAUCAGACUCCUCCAUCUUCUCCCAGUACCACCAUGUCCAGGAAAUCCAGUGUCUGCAGCAGUCUGAACAGUGUUAACAGUAGUGACUCCCGGUCAAGCGGCUCACACUCUCACUCACCCAGUUCACACUAUCGCUACCGCAGCUCCAACAUGCCUCAGCAGGCGCCGAUGAGGCUUUCCAGCGUGUCCUCGCACGACUCCGGAUUCAUGUCCCAGGAUGCUUUUCAGUCCAAGUCGCCAUCCCCGAUGCCUCCGGAAGCCGCCAACCAGAACUCGUCCAGCUCUGCCUCCUCAGAAGCCUCUGAGACCUGCCAGUCAGUGAGCGAGUGCAGUUCCCCCACCUCAGUCAGCUCAGGCUCGACCAUGGGGGCUUGGGCCUCCACCGAGAAGUUGUCUAAUGGGUUUUAUCACUGUAGUUUGUCAAGUGGUCCAUCCUUAGCCUCAGUUGGUGCAGGCCCCCUUCCUCAUUUCCCGUCUGUCUCCCACGCAUGGACCCGGGCUUCCUCUUCUACCCUCCUUCCAGACCACGGUCAUUAUUACACCAUUGGGCCAGGCAUGUUUCCAUCAUCUAAGAUCCCUAGCUGGAAGGAUUGGGCUAAACCAGGUCCUUAUGACCAGCCUAUGGUAAACACUUUGCAACGCCGCAAGGAAAAACGAGACGCGGACCCUGCUGGGGGAGGCCAGAAUGGACCGCCUCUGCCCACAGAGGAAGCCCAAAGACCCCGGAGCAUGACGGUGUCAGCCGCCCCAAGGCAAGGAGAGGAGAUGGAAGCCUGUGAAGAGCUGGCCUUGGCUCUAACCCGGGGGCUGCAGCUGGACACCCAGAGAAGCAGCCGGGACUCCUUGCAGUGCUCCAGUGGCUACAGCACCCAGACGACCACCCCCUGCUGCUCAGAGGACACGAUCCCCUCCCAAGUGUCAGACUAUGAUUACUUCUCUGUCAGCGGUGACCAAGAGACUGAGCAGCAAGAAUUCGACAAGUCGUCAACGAUCCCAAGAAACAGUGACAUCAGCCAGUCGUACCGCCGAAUGUUCCAUGCCAAGCGUCCUGCUUCAACUGCCGGCCUCCCGACCACAUUGGGGCCCGUGAUUGUUACACCUGGCGUCGCAACCAUCAGACGGACCCCUUCCACCAAACCGGCCGUCAGACGCGGGACCAUAGGUGCGGGGCCCAUCCCAAUCAAGACACCCGUGAUUCCUGUCAAAACCCCGACGGUGCCGGACAUCCCAGGAGGGCUGCCAAGUGUGCCAAGCAGCGCAGAAGAAAGCCCUGAACAAAGCCCGGAGGCAGGAGAGGGCAAGCACAGGGUCGCAGGGAUGUCCUCCUCUUGGAGCGGCCAGGCCUCCAUCAACCCUCCACCCACAAGCCAGAAGCCGAGCACCAUUGAGGAGCAGAGACAACCAGCCGCCGAAAGCGAGGGAGAAGAAAGUGAAAGGGAGAGCCCAAGUCUCACUGCUCCCCCGUGCCAGCCGGCCCCUCAGUCAGCAGGCCAGAGCCCCGGGGAGCCUCCCCAAGGUGAAGACAUGCUGAAUGCCAUUCGGCGGGGCGUUAAGCUGAAGAAGACCACCACGAACGAUCGUUCAGCCCCCCGAAUUUCCUAGAUGCUGGACCACUGCCAGAGUUUCCAACGCAACAGAGACUGAACUAUCUGAUGAAAUGGUCUCUCUAUCCAUUCCACUGUACAAUCAAGUUUUUAUAGGAUGCUCAGUUAACAGAUAGCUGGAAAAGCUCUCCUUAAAAAUUCGGGGCCAGGGAGGGUGGAGGAGGAGAAGGGAUUUGCAAACUUAAAAUGCUUAAGGCGCAACCUCUUCCUGACUUUUUUUUUUUGUAAAUACUGCUGAUUAUUUUUCUGCGCAAUUUUUUUUUAAAAAAAAUCUGAGUUUUCCUUUUAAUUUUUUUCCCCUGAAGGU
This is a messenger RNA of Gekko japonicus, 3535 nucleotides long. RefSeq names its product metastasis suppressor 1 (gene MTSS1). Lineage: Eukaryota; Metazoa; Chordata; Lepidosauria; Squamata; Gekkonidae. Gene Ontology annotation, molecular function: actin binding; phospholipid binding. The record is from RefSeq and is a predicted model, not a curated record. Gene Ontology annotation, cellular component: actin cytoskeleton; cytoplasmic side of plasma membrane. The transcript is spliced from 16 exons. Gene Ontology annotation, biological process: positive regulation of actin filament bundle assembly; plasma membrane organization; adherens junction maintenance. Bases 848 to 3226 code for a protein of 792 amino acids.